Cryptococcus wingfieldii CBS 7118 is the source of this 2763-nucleotide messenger RNA. RefSeq names its product N-acetyl-gamma-glutamyl-phosphate reductase. Lineage: Eukaryota; Fungi; Basidiomycota; Tremellomycetes; Tremellales; Cryptococcaceae. Gene Ontology annotation, molecular function: protein dimerization activity; NADP+ binding; L-glutamate N-acetyltransferase activity, acting on acetyl-CoA as donor. Gene Ontology annotation, biological process: L-arginine biosynthetic process. Bases 1 to 2763 code for a protein of 920 amino acids. The transcript has 9 exons. The record is from RefSeq and is a predicted model, not a curated record. Gene Ontology annotation, cellular component: mitochondrial matrix; mitochondrion; cytoplasm.
AUGCUCCGCCGCACCCUCCCCCGCUCAGCCCUCCCGCGCCCCACCCUCCCCGCAGCCAGGGCAUUCACAAAGCCCUCCGCCCCCGCUGCCGCCUCCACCCAGCUCGCCAGCUCCUCCAGGUCCGAUACCAACGUCCUCUUCGAGUUUGAUGCCCACAAGGUCGGUAAUGAGAUCCGGAAGAGGGGUCUCGCCAACGCCCAGCGAGAAGGUGGCAUGGACCGUGACACUAUCAUCCGAUUGCUCUACUCUCUUGGGUCCAGGCAUGAAGUUGAGCGAUACCUCCGCAUCUUCACCCAGUCCAACUCUUCCGCCGGCGGCGUCUUGCCUGAAGCCAAAUUUGCUGUCCUCAAGAUUGGCGGCGCUAUCCUCACCAACGAGAUUGACGACCUUGCCCUCUCUCUCUCUUUCUUGAACAGGCUCGGUCUGUUCCCUGUCGUACUCCACGGUGCUGGACCCCAACUGAACGAGAUUCUCGAGGCUGAGGGUGUCGUCCCCGACUAUGAGGACGGUAUCCGAAUCACUGACGCCAAAACGCUUGCCGUGGCUCGCCGCGUCUUCCUCCAGGAAAACCUCAAGCUCACCACUGCCCUUGAGCGACUCGGUACCCGCGCCCGACCCAUUCCCACUGGCGUCUUUACCGCCGACUACCUCGACAAGGCCAAGUACGGUCUCGUCGGCAAGAUCACCAAGGUCGACAAGGCCCCCAUCGAGGCUGCUAUCAAGGCUGGAUGCUUGCCCAUCUUGACCAGUUUGGCCGAGAACGCCGAGGGUCAGAUCCUCAACGUCAACGCUGAUGUGGCUGCUGGUGAACUUGCCCGUGUUCUCGAGCCCAUGAAGAUCGUCUACCUCAACGAGAAGGGGGGUAUCUUCCACGGUGUCACCGGCAAGAAGAUAUCUACCAUCAACCUCGACGAGGAAUACGACGCUCUCAUGAAGGAGUCUUGGGUCAAGUUUGGCACCAAGCUCAAGAUCCGAGAGAUCAAGGAGCUCCUCGACACCCUUCCACGAACUUCAUCCGUUGCCAUCAUCUCCACCGACAUGCUCCAAAAGGAGCUCUUUACCGAUGCUGGUGCGGGUACCCUCAUUAGGCGAGGCUACAAACUGUACAAGCAGCCUUCUGUGGAAGCUGUCGGUAGCAGCCAGCUCCGCCAGGUCUUUACUGAGCGUGACCCCGAGGUCCAGAGCGGCCGAAAGUCUGUUGCCGAAAUCUUUUCCGACCUCAAGGAGUCUCCUCACACCAUUUACGGUGACGAGCCCUUUGACGUCGUUGCCGUUGUCUCUCACCCCGAGGGCGAGUCCCCCGUCAUGACCAAGUUCCUUCCUUCUCGAAACGGCAUCCUCAACAAGAUUGUGGACAAUGUCUUUGAUGCCGUCAAGAAGGACCACAAGCGCCUUUUCUGGACCGCCAAGGCCGAUGACGAGAACCGCGCCUGGCACUUUGAGCGAGCUGACGGCUCCUUCACCAGGGCUGGCAGGAGCUUGUUCUGGUACGGCGUCAGCGACGUCAAGGAGGUCGAGAGAAUCAUUCAGGGUUUUGAGGAGAACGGCAGGAUUGAGCGAGUCUUCCUCCCUGUCGGUCCCAGUGUCCCUCCCCACCGUCGAGCUGCUGGCGCCCCCGCUGGUGCUCGAGCCUUCUCCACCUCUGCUCGUCCCUCUAUGGCUUCCAACUCUGCCGCCCAGAGCGCUCGAGGCUACGCUACCGUUUCCGAGGUUGCCCCCCGAAAGCGAGUUGCCCUUAUCGGUGCUCGAGGUUACACUGGCCAGAACCUCGUGUCCUUGAUUGACAGCCACCCUCACCUUGACCUCACCCACGUCUCUUCUCGAGAACUUGCUGGUCUCCCCUUGAAGGACUACUCCAAGUCCCCUGUCAAGUACUCCAACCUCUCUGUGGAGGACGUUGGCAAGAUGGCCGAAAACAACGAGGUCGAUGCUUGGGUCAUGGCUCUGCCCAACGGUGUUUGCAAGCCCUUUGUGGAUGCCGUCGACAAGGCGGUGGCCAAGGGUGGCAAGAGCGUCAUUGUCGACUUGAGCGCCGACUACAGAUUCGAAGACAGCUGGACAUACGGAUUGCCUGAACUCUACGGUCGAGAACAGAUCCGGGGAGCCACCAGGGUUUCCAACCCCGGUUGUUACGCCACCAACACACAGCUCCUUCUUGCCCCUUUGAUGCCCCAUCUUGACCCCAUCCAGAGGCCUUCAGUCUUUGGUAUCUCUGGUUUCUCUGGAGCCGGUACCAAAAGCGGCGAAAAGGACGCCGAGGGUAGGCCCAAGACUGUCCCCAAAAUCUCUGCCGAGGACCUCAACGGUGCUAUCCGACCCUACGCCCUCACCGACCACAUUCACGAGCGUGAAGCUUCCCGCCACCUCUCCUCCAUCAUCCCUUCUUCGUCUUCCAUCACUCCUUCCGACUUUUCCCUCGGCUUCAUCCCCAAUGUCGCCCCCUGGUUCUCCGGUAUCAUCUCUGUCCUCACCGCCCCUCUCGCAAAGUCUAUGCGAGCUUCCGACAUUUCCCAGCUCUACGAGGAAAUGUACAAGGGAGAGCAGUUGAUCCAGGUUGCCAAGGGUGUCCCUGAUGUGAAUGAUGCCAUGGGCAAGCAUGGAUGGAGGGUCGGUGGUGUCCAGGUGCACAGCAGUGGCAAGAGGGUCGUUGUGGUUGGAGCUUUGGACAAUUUGCUCAAGGGUGCCGCCACUCAGGCCAUGCAGAACUUGAAUCUUGCCCUCGGGUAUGAUGAGCUUGCUGGUAUUCCCAAAGACAAGCUCUAA